AUGGACUCUCAGACCUUGGUGGCCGUUGGCGUCACCGCGGCGGCGGUCAUCAUAGUUUCGAUGACCGCUUCUCGAUUUUUUAAGGCCGCCCAAGCCACCGAACCCCCGUCUCUCACCCCAGCUAGUUUCCCAGAACCGCCAGAUUACGUUAAACGCUUGGCAUCGGAACUGCCGGAUAGCGUCGUGUUUCCUCGCGACACGGAUGAAUUUCAGCAGGUCUUGGGCCGUUACUGGAACCAGAUAAAUAGGGAAACGCUCCCUGUGUGCGUGGUUCGCGCUAAGACCGCCGAGGAGCUCAGUGUCGUGGUAAAACACCUCAAGUCCGAGUUCGCGGAGAGAAACAAUCCGCGCGGCCAAUCUUUGUUUGCCAUCCGGAGUGGAGGCGCCAAUCCUGCCUGCGGUCUUUCUGGCGUAGAGAAUGGCGUCUUGCUGGACCUCUCGUUGCUCUCGGAUGUUGUGUUUUCCGAAGAUGGAUCCAGGGUUGAUGUUGGGCCGGGAGCUUACUGGAUUGAUGUUUGCCAAAAGGCCGAAGAGAGAGGCCUCGCCGUUGUUGGCGGCCGUUCCGCCCCAGUCGGCGUAGGUGGUUCAACAUUGCAAGGAGGAAUGUCGUUUUACUCGCCGAAGCGUGGGUUCGUCUGUUCCAACGUCAUCAGCUACGAGGUUGUGCUUGCCGAUGGCUCGAUUGUCACCGCCUCGGCGGACCAGCAUCCCGACCUAUGGCGUGCGCUAAAGGGCGGUGGCGGGAACUUUGGAAUCGUCACCCGCUUCACCAUCCCAGCGUUUCCCGCCGGCAAGAUGUGGACGGCCUCCCUGCUAUCUCCGGGCUUUCGGGCGGCCACGAGCCUAACGGCCUUCCACGAUUACGGAAAGAAUGCGACGUCUGGCGAGCCGGGCGCUUUCGACGAGAACGCAGCUCCGGUUAUCCUCGCGUUCGUUUAUCUCACCAAGGUGGGACUCUCGCUCUGCAGUACGGCCCUUGCGUAUACCGAGUCGGAGAGCAAGGCGUGGCCCGAACACUUUCGAAAGUCCCCUUUCAAGUCCAUCUGGUGUCUCCAUAAGGCGAUCAAACAAAAGCCACCCAGCCAGGAGAUUAAAGCUUUCGGCGAUAUGUCACCAGCGGGUUCACGCAAUGUCUACACUACCACAACUAUAAAACACGAUUUCAAGACUCUUCAAGACGUAUACACCAUUUGGCGCGAGGCCAUCCCUUCCAUCAAGCACGUGGAGAACUCCAAGUUCGUCCUCGUCUUGCAGCUAUUGCUCCCGCAGUGGCUGAAUAAAGGAGACCCCAACAUACUGGGCCUCGAGGACUGCAAGGACGCUCUCGUCGUUAUCGAGAUCGUCAGCGACUGGAAGGACCCCAAAGACGACGAUCUAGUGCGGGCGACAGCUCGUUGUUGCAUCGAGAAGAUGGAGCAGGUUUCUGAGGCGAACGGAGCAAGCCAUCCUUUUCGUUUCCAAAACUAUGCAGCGGAAUGGCAACGACCGGUGGAAGGAUUUGGGACCGAAAACGUGCGGUUCAUGCAAGGCGUGAGCGCAAAGUAUGACCCAGAUGGUCUUUUCCAGACGGGGAGCGCGAGGGGGUUUAAACUCGAUGCUAGCGAUAAGACGGCGAAAUGA
Scedosporium apiospermum is the source of this 1620-nucleotide messenger RNA. Its product is annotated as FAD binding domain-containing protein. Lineage: Eukaryota; Fungi; Ascomycota; Sordariomycetes; Microascales; Microascaceae. The transcript has 2 exons. The record is from RefSeq and is a predicted model, not a curated record. The coding region runs from base 1 to 1620 and encodes 539 amino acids. Gene Ontology annotation, molecular function: FAD binding.